This is a messenger RNA of Stegodyphus dumicola, 1083 nucleotides long. It is a transcript of the gene Syx17, whose product is annotated as syntaxin 17. Gene Ontology annotation, cellular component: membrane. The record is from RefSeq and is a predicted model, not a curated record. NCBI's taxonomy places the organism in Eukaryota, Metazoa, Arthropoda, Arachnida, Araneae, Eresidae. Gene Ontology annotation, biological process: vesicle-mediated transport.
GGUGAUAAUUCUUGAAACAUGCUAUGCUCUUUUCUUGACUGUUGCUUAUAAUGCAAAAUAUAGACAAUGACUCGGCUCCCUCAGAGAGCAUUGCUGAAUUGCCAAAAUUACCUUUCAAGAGACUGCAGUUUGCUCUUAAUCAAGUUGUCAGUGUAGCAAUUCCUCUACAUGUGCAGCUUCUGAGACAGCAAAGUGAAAAUAUACAAAAUCUGAAGAUUGAAAAUAGGUCUCUAGAAUUACGUUCAGAACAAGUUAAAGCUGCAAAAACUGUCCAGUUAUUGAAAAAUGAUUUAUUUGAGCUUGAACAACUAAAUGUGCAGGUCAAAGAUGAAGAUAAAAAUUUAUUUCUGGAGAAAAUUGAAAGUCCAGCUAAAAAUGCUAUUGAAGUUUUAUCCGAGUUCAUGGAAUUGCAUUCAGACAGUCUUGAACCCUUUCCUGAUGUAGAAUUUUCUCUGUCUGAUUCAUCUUCCUCAUUUCCUACAUUGACCUGUCAAUUAGAUAAAAGCCCAGACCACAGUGAAGAAACUCCAGUAGUCAUAGGUGAUUUACAAGUACAAAAAUAUCGUACAUCUGGUUCAUCUUUGCAAAAUUGGACAUUCUUACGCAAAGAACUAUCAGAAAUCCGUGAUCUCAUCAGACAGUUUGCAUCAUUAGUGUUUCAACAACAGGAGAAUGUUGAUACAAUUCAGAAUAACUUACAGCGGACACAUGAAAAUGUGUAUGUUGGCACACAAUAUUUGAAGAAGGCUUCUGUGUUGAAAGCUGCAUCAUUUCCUGUUACUGGUGCUGUUAUAGGAGGUUUAUUGUUAGGACCAGUAGGAGCAUUAGCUGGAUUUAAACUUUUAGGUAGCAUUGCUUGUGUUGCAGGUGGUGGCGUUUUAGGUUUUGGUGCAGGUGUAAAGCUAAAAAAGAAACAACAAGCCAUAUGUGAGUUAGAAAUGAAAUCUCUUACUUAUCCAUCCAAAUCGCUCUCCUUAUCAAAUCCAGAGCUAUCUGUCUGUAAUAAUACUAAUAAGAAAGAUUAACAGUGAGAUCUUAUUAAAAAAAGUUGUAUAUUUGCAAAUAAAAACAUUGUAAAGUUUA